AUGAUCCUUGCUACUGGUCUGAAGCCCGAGGCUGUGCUGGUUGGGUUGUUGGGAUGGAUCGUGCCGUACUUAUUGUUGGCCAAUUACCUCGAGCGCUCGUUAUUUCCAUUUCGAGCCUAUUGCUACACCCAAUCAGACUUAUUGUCGGAGAAGCACCAUUUGGAAAGCCUCGAACACUGCGUCGAUCGAUACCACUAUCCCAGGAAAGCAGAUCCAAGUUGUCGCCUAAAUGUCGCCCCAGGUACCCUAAUCGAGCCGAAAAUUGUCGGGAAGCCUAAAAAGAUCGCAGUUGUCCGCUCGGCCCCUAACGCCCCAGACUACCGUAAUUUCAUCCGGGCCACCUGGAAAAAGGACUUUGUCGGAAUCCCCGUCGUUUUCUUGGUCGGAUUACGCGAUGGUACGGACUUACGCGCAGAAGCCGAGGAGCACCAAGACAUUUUGCAGUUCAACUUCACCGACGGGUACUUUGUGCUCGGGUAUAAGAUGACGUCGACAUAUGAAUACUUUUUGCGGCUGGUACCCGAUUUGGAGGAGAUUAUCGUGCUGAAUGACGAUACGAUUGUUAACGUGGAGGCGCUGGCCAAGCUUCCUCGCCAAGCUCCAGCCGAACCCUGGGUGAUCGGAAAGGUAUCUCGGGGAUACCCAAGGCUGUGGAUGCCGUGGUUGACGUGGCACGUCGGCGGGGAUGUCUACCCGAAUCUUUGUUAUCCCAGAUUUGUACAGGGCUCGUCCUUCAUUAUCUCUCGAGGGGCCACCAAGUCGAUUUUGGCAAAUAUUUGUCGAUUUCCAUGGAUACAUUUGGAUGAUAUCCACCUGGGGGUAAUGUCCUCCUGCCUCAACAUCAGGCUCCUUCACGAAGAAGGCUUUGACCAUCACACCUUUGACAAUUUUGUCGUUUUUCACUAUCAAUAUUCACGAUAUACAGCAGCUUAUUUGAAAGGCUACGCCCCAUGCAGCUCGGCGCCGCUGCAAAGCCAAGACCAAAAUUCGCCGCAGGACGAGCCGAGAAAGUCGACCCGUACGCGCCGAUACAAAACACCCUCGCCCCAGCUUUUGCGCGUUCGGAGGAAUGCAGCGAAUGAGAGGGAGCGGAGAAGGAUGUCCAUGUUGAAUACGGCUUAUGAUAAGCUCCGCACCGUACUCCCGGAAAUGGACUCUGGCCGGCGCCUAUCCAAAUUUGAGACCCUCCAAAUGGCUCAGCAAUAUAUUCAGAGUCUCUCAAAGAUCCUGAAAUCCCCACAACAU
Mesorhabditis spiculigera is the source of this 1245-nucleotide messenger RNA. Lineage: Eukaryota; Metazoa; Nematoda; Chromadorea; Rhabditida; Rhabditidae. The record is from the annotation of a GenBank genome assembly.